Molecule: messenger RNA, 2206 nt
Organism: Salvelinus sp. IW2-2015
Lineage: Eukaryota; Metazoa; Chordata; Actinopteri; Salmoniformes; Salmonidae
Source: RefSeq, a predicted model, not a curated record
GUGGCUCCCUGACUCUCCCUCUGCAGUCUGCUCCAGCUCCACCGUGCUGUGCUGGUCUUUUCUUUCUUGACUGAACCAGCCAGGGAAGAUGUCGUCCAACCCGUCCCCAGGAGCAGGGUCUGGACCCGGGACCAAACCCAAAUCCCAGUCCCCCUUCAGGAAGAGGGGCAGCCUGCAGUACUCAACCAGCCCAUUUGACCCCCGUGGUGCCCGCCACCUCCUGACUUCCCAGCAUUCCUUGCCAGGGAUCCCCGUAGCGCUGAAACAGACCAUUGACCUGCGCACCUCCAUGGACGGCAAAUACAAGGAGAUAGCUGAGGAGCUGUUCUCUCGCAGCUUAGCAGAGCGUGAUAUGCUCAGCGCCCCCUAUGAGUUCCCUGAAGACAGUCCCAUAGAACAGCUGGAGGAGAGACGACAACGACUAGAGAGACAGAUCAGCCAGGAUGUCAAAUUAAUCCUUCUGCGAGGCCAACAGGAAUACCUGAAGGAGCAGAGCCAGGCAUUCAUGGACCUGUACCCCAAGGAGAUGGAGCGAGAAGGAGAGAAGGAGUACCAGCGGGUCGCCAUCUCUGGAGAGGAGAAAUGUGGGGUUCCCUUCACAGACCUGCUGGAUGCUGCUAAGUGUGUAGUGAAGGCCUUGUUCAUCAGGGAGAAGUACAUCGGCCUGUCCAUGCAGAGCUUCUGUCGGACCACAGCCAGCUACCUGGAGGAGCUCAGUGACAGACCACUAGAUAUGGGCAUCUACGAGGAGAUACCUGAGACUUCUGUUACUGCAGACUUAGACCAGACGGUCCACCCUCCCGUCUCAGCCACUCACCCCUACGAGAACCAGGACCCUGCCUGUAUGCCUCCUGAUAUAGGCUACGGCUGCAAGAUGGUAAACGGUGUCGUCCACAUCUACACAAAGAAGGACAGCAUGGACACGUCUACAGAGUUGGAGCUGCCCUACCCAGACCUAUCGGAGUACAUCGCUGAUAUGAACGUCAUGACGGCCCUCAUCAUCAACGGACCCGUGAAGUCGUUCUGUUACCGUCGCUUACAGUACCUGAGUUCUAAGUUCCAGAUGCACAUAUUGCUGAAUGAGAUGAAGGAGCUGGCAGCCCAGAAGAAAGUUCCUCACAGAGAUUUCUAUAACAUACGCAAGGUGGACACCCACAUCCACGCCUCGUCCUGUAUGAACCAGAAACACCUGCUGAGGUUCAUCAAGAGGGCCAUGAAGAAGUAUCCAGGGGAGAUAGUGCAUGUGGAGAGAGGCAAGGGACAGACCGACCGUAACACUUUCCAUCGCUUUGACAAGUUCAACGCCAAAUACAACCCCAUCGGCGAGUCCAUCCUGAGAGAGAUCUUCAUCAAGACGGACAACCACGUAGAAGGGAAAUACUUUGGCCACAUCAUCAAGGAGGUGAUGGCUGACCUGGAGGAGAGUAAAUACCAGAACGUGGAGCUGCGUCUGUCCAUCUACGGUCGCCAGAGGGACGAAUGGGACAAGCUGGCCCAGUGGGCCGUCAAACACCAAGUCUACUCUAACAACGUACGCUGGCUGUUGCAGGUGCCACGACUCUUUGACGUGUACCACACCAAGAAGCAGCUGUCUAACUUCCAGGAGAUGCUGGAGAACAUCUUCAUGCCUCUGUUUGAGGUCACCAUCGACCCCGCCAAUCACAGUGAGCUGCACCUCUUCCUACAACACGUGGUGGGCUUCGACAGUGUCGACGAUGAGUCUAAACCAGAGCAACACUGCUUCAACAUGGAGAGUCCUCUGCCAGUCAACUGGACUGAAGAAGACAACCCUCCUUAUGCCUACUACCUGUACUAUAUGUACGCUAACAUGACCGUGCUCAACCACCUGCGCAGGCAGAGAGGUUUCAACACCCUGGUGCUGCGUCCUCACUGUGGGGAGGCGGGGCCUCAGUCAACUACAGCCCCUGUGCUGCAGUACCUGUACUACCUGGCUCAGAUCGGCAUCGCCAUGUCUCCUCUGAGCAACAACAGCCUGUUCCUCAGCUACCACCGUAACCCCCUGCCUGAGUAUCUGUCCAGAGGACUCAUGGUGUCACUGUCCACAGACGACCCUCUACAGUUCCAUUUCACUAAGGAGCCCCUGAUGGAGGAGUACAGCAUCGCUGCUCAGGUGUGGAAGCUCAGCUCCUGUGACAUGUGUGAGCUGGCCAGGAACAGUGUUCUGAUGAAGCGGUUUCUCCCAUAA